Molecule: messenger RNA, 450 nt
Organism: Sitophilus oryzae (rice weevil)
Lineage: Eukaryota; Metazoa; Arthropoda; Insecta; Coleoptera; Curculionidae
Exons: 2
Coding region: 1-450 (149 amino acids)
Source: RefSeq, a predicted model, not a curated record
AUGGGAGAUUUCAAUACCAAAAUCGGUAGAGGAAGAGUUGUGGAUGUCAUUGGAGAGCACGGACUAGGACAGCAAGAGUUGCAAACAUCACACAGUAGAGAUAAGGGAGACAUAAACAUCGAAUGGGAGAAAAUUAAAGACACAAUUCUUGAAAUAGGAAACAAAGAGUUGGGCUGUAAGAAUGAGAAAAAGAAAAACGAAUGGAUGACCGAUGAAAUUAUCGAAUUAAUGAGAUUAAGAAGAGAGGCUAAAACCACUGAAAAUAACAGAUACAAAAGUAUACAUCGGGAAAUACAAAAGAAAGUAAAAGAGACAAAAGAACACUGGUUGAAUGAAAAAUGUACCGAAAUUGAACAACUGCAAAAAGUACAUGACUCCUUUAAUAUACAUAAAAAGGUUAAGGAGAUCACUGGAAAUUAUAAAAAGAGGAACACAACUGGUGGACGAUGA